Leptinotarsa decemlineata (Colorado potato beetle) is the source of this 547-nucleotide messenger RNA. RefSeq names its product ELKS/RAB6-interacting/CAST family member bruchpilot (gene brp). Lineage: Eukaryota; Metazoa; Arthropoda; Insecta; Coleoptera; Chrysomelidae. Gene Ontology annotation, cellular component: cytoskeleton of presynaptic active zone. Gene Ontology annotation, biological process: regulation of synaptic plasticity; neuromuscular synaptic transmission; maintenance of presynaptic active zone structure. Gene Ontology annotation, molecular function: structural constituent of presynaptic active zone. The record is from RefSeq and is a predicted model, not a curated record.
GCCUUCCAAUCCGAUGUCUGUUCGUUACCAGUCAUUGGACCGAGGCCCCACAAUGGAUCACGAAAGAGAGUUUUUACCGAUAAGAGAUAGACGGGAUAGAUCGCUGGACCGAGGUCUUUACUUCGACGAUGAACCACCUUACAGUUCCAGAUCAGCUCGUCAAUCUCCCACCUCCCACCAACCUUUCAUUGGCGAGCUGCAACAUCAAAAUUCCGAUCUUCAACGUGACUUGGCCAACUUGAAAAAGGAACUGGAACUAACCAAUCAGAAACUGGGCUCGUCGAUGCAUUCCAUUAAAACCUUCUGGAGUCCGGAGCUGAAGAAAGAGAGGGCACUCAGGAAAGAAGAGUCCGCGAAAUACAGCCUUAUCAACGACCAGCUCAAGUUACUGAGUAGUGAAAAUCAGCUCCAACCGCUGGACAGAACAGUCAUGAAACCAUCCAAAGAUGCUUAUAACAAACGAUGCGACAUGUGGAUGAGAGCAACCGCCGGAUCUUGGACAACCGACUACGAAAUUGCUGGUCUCAUCAAAGAAGCGUUCACUUGA